AUGGCAUCUUCCUCGCCCAAGAAUUCGCUCGAUAGCGACGAGCACUCGCUCGAGAACACCGACGCCCGGCCCUCGCGCCUCCCUAACAAAGCUCGUCACCCUCGACGAAAGUCUAUCCAGUUCAACAUCGGCGGCUCCGAGCCUCAACAAGCUUCAUCCCGGGCUUCGAGCAUCGCGGGGCGCAAGCGCUCGCAGAACGAUGUGCCAGAGAAAGAGCAUCGGAAUUCCGCUCGGGGACAUUCGCCUCCACCGCCUAAAACCUACGAACGCGGUGUUUCCUUCGACACGUUCGACAAUCCCGACGCCCCGGACUUUUCGCUCACCUUGAACUACAAGCACAAAGGCCACCAGUCGACUCGUCGCAGUCGCACCUUUCUUUGUGGCACUGACCAGAACGACUAUUCGGACUUUGCGCUCGAAUGGCUGAUCGAUGAGCUGGUGGACGAUGGCGAUGAGAUUGUCUGUCUUCGCGCGGUUGAGAAGGAUUCCACAAUUGCAAGCGACGCGGGGAUUGAAGCAGGCAAAUACCGCAAAGAGGCGGAAAAGCUGUUCGAGCAGGUCAUCCAAAAGAACAGUCAUAAUGAAAAGGCCAUCAGCUUGGUGUUAGAACUGGCCGUCGGAAAAAUCCAGGACAUCAUCCAGCGCAUGAUCCGAAUCUACGAGCCUGCCCUCCUCGUCGUCGGAACGCGUGGCCGCAGUCUUGGUGGCGUUCAAGGGCUCCUGCCUGGUUCCGUCUCCAAAUACUGCCUGCAGCAAUCGCCCAUUCCUGUUAUUGUGGUCCGACCAUCUACGAAACGCGAAAAGAAAAAGAAGAAGCGUCUUGCCGAUCCGACCCGACGCAGCUAUAAUAAUAUUUUGGAAAUGAGCGAGCGACGGGGAAGCCAAAUAUUCGACGGAGGUUCCAGCACGGAAAGCAACGUCUCGCGACUGCCGGGUGAAGAGGCAGCGGUUGCCGCCGCGCUAGGUCUUCCUCAGACCUACACCAACUCGCGCAGCUCUCUCUCUACAUCCGAGAGAAGCAGCGGCAGCCAUGGCGAUGCGGACUCGCCAUCCCCGAACGCGGAUUCCAUCGACGCUGCCCGAAGCCCGGCUACGCCGAGCCCCGAGACCACCGAGAGUGACACCGGAACAGAUGAAGAGCCCAUUUCCUCCAAGAACCACGAUGGACAGUCAUCGCAGCAUCAAUCAUCGGAUCGCAACGGCAGCAUUUCCACGCAAGGAAGCACCGCUUCAACUGAGGCGUCAACCACCGAGGACGAGCAGGCGAACUCGACAGGCCCCGGUGAGAAUCACAGCGGCCCCAAAUAUAACAUCCCAGUAAUUGUCACGCCGGAUGACAUUGCCAAUUCGAAGAACCAUAAAUCUUGA
Molecule: messenger RNA, 1368 nt
Organism: Aspergillus steynii IBT 23096
Lineage: Eukaryota; Fungi; Ascomycota; Eurotiomycetes; Eurotiales; Aspergillaceae
Product: universal stress protein
Exons: 3
Coding region: 1-1368 (455 amino acids)
Source: RefSeq, a predicted model, not a curated record